Molecule: messenger RNA, 2728 nt
Organism: Puccinia graminis f. sp. tritici CRL 75-36-700-3
Lineage: Eukaryota; Fungi; Basidiomycota; Pucciniomycetes; Pucciniales; Pucciniaceae
Exons: 4
Coding region: 149-2362 (737 amino acids)
Biological process (GO): replication-born double-strand break repair via sister chromatid exchange; mitotic sister chromatid cohesion; synaptonemal complex assembly
Cellular component (GO): cohesin complex; synaptonemal complex
Molecular function (GO): chromatin binding; protein binding
Source: RefSeq, a predicted model, not a curated record
UUGGCAGCUCAACACCAACGCCAAUACCCACGACCAACCAACCAUCAGAUACAAACUCAGACAUCAUUACCAAACCACUGGAACGAUAGAGAGGAAAGAUCUGUAACCCCGACUGACGUUCAAUUCACUCAGGGUUUCCUAUUCCAAGAUGUUUUUUUCUUCCGAGAUGCUCUCCAAGCGAGGGCCACUGGCUAAGGUUUGGCUGGCUGCCCAUGUAGAACGCAAAGUCUCAAAAGCACAAACCCUUCAAACCUCCAUCCCAAGCACUGUCACCGUCAUCCUCGAGCCUGCUUCUACGAUGGUCUCUGCUCCUCCCUUGGCCCUUCGUCUCUCUGGCCAACUGUUACUCGGAAUAGCCCGAAUCUACAGCAAGCAAGCCAAAUAUCUCCUUGAGGACUGUAGCGAAGCUUCGGAUAAGAUCCGCUCCGCCUUUCGUUCAGAAACCAUUCAGUCCAUGAUCGAUGAACCGGCUGGGGAAGACCAUCUCAUCUUACCAGCUCAACCUAAUGUCACCGGGCGUGAUGCGAUCAAUCUCAGAAGUGCUGCCAACCGAGACUUGUUUGAUUUUGAGCUCGAGUUUGGUGAAGGUUUCGGCUAUGGCUUUGGAGACGGCUGGGAGGACGUCAAUCAAGCGAAUGGGACUAAUGAUAUCGUUCCAAUCGUCAGCACGAGUAGGUCGAGAAUUGACGGUAAUCUUGCCGAUAUCACUUUGACUGAGCAUCAGUCCUUCAUGCUUGGCGGCGAUCAGUCGGAAGAAAGGCUGGAUGAUUUAAGAUCAGAUGAUAUGAACUUGAUGGCCGAUGCCGAUCCACUCGACCUCGGCCUCGUUUCAGCAACAGAAGGCUUAGAUUCGGAAGCUAGAGCACACAGAAGAAAUCGCCAAACACGCAACGGUUCCACCAUUGAGGAAGAAGGACAGCUAGCUGAUGAAACCAUGGAAAUGGAAGUGGGUCGUGAUGCUCCAGGAACGGCUGACAGGCGCAGUGCACGGGAUUCUUUAUUACCGGAACAACUGGGUGAUCUAUCGGUCGACAAGAGCUAUGACGUGCCGUCCGGGAUGGGUGAUACUAGUUUUGAUCUUGGAGGCCCCGCGCCCGACUUUGAACCGACCGGACUAGAUGUGGAACCUGGUGUUGAUCUUAACCAAGAUACGGGCAUCCAAGAUAUCACCAUGGCAGACGGCCAACAAGACCUUGGGGCAGGUGAUGGUCAGAUGACGCCCCGUGCCACAACACCUGUGCCCAACCCUAUGCUCGAUCAACUUGAUGUUACCCCUCGUACCUCUCAUCAUCUCGCUCCUCACCUCACCUCACCAGCCGUCGGAGCAGAGGGAGAUGAUCAACAACCACCUAAAAAGAAGAAAAAGCAUCAACUGGUUGAUCGUGUCACCGAGCUUGCAGCAGCCGACCAUCUCCCCUCUUCAUUAAACACUGGUAACGACCACCAAAGCACUCUGGAUCCGCCUAGGUUUUUACCCAAAGAUCGUUACCAACUUCAGCAUCAUCGCAUAAUGCUCGACCCCUCAUGUCAUGAGUUUUUACCUCAACUUUUGGAUGUUGAUGGCGAACGCUGGCUAAUGGCCGCUCCAGCUGGUCUGUGUAAAGAGCUACAAGAACUAUUCAAGUUCCCGGCCAAGGCUAGCGCGGUUUCAGUCCGCGAACGAGGCAUGAAGAGGCUUCGAGAUGAUGAACAGGAACGAGAAGAGCUGGAGAGUGAACACGGCAGGCGAGCCCCCAGUGCUGGAAUCGGAGAGGGGGAUUUCAGCCGGAUUGACACCAUGGGAGAUGAGACCUUUGAUUUGAUGGGCCACCGAGAGGAUGACCAGGGAGCCCCGUUCGGAGCAGACGACGGUUUUCAAUUCGAGCUGGCUGAUAAGUCCCAUGCUGAGCAAGAAUCCUCCGCACCGAACGACCUGAUACAACCUAAUGAAGAGCCCAGAUUUGACGCCGACCUCGAACAGCCUCUCCCACCAUUACCUGCGGAGCCAGAGGUUCGACGUCAAAGGGCCGAAGGGGAAGUUUCCAAGUUGGACGUAUUUGAUGACUCGGGUGACACUCAAUCUCAAUCUCAAGCCGUCGAGUCAAUCGAGCUGACCGGAACGGCAAAUCGAACCAAGUGGAGUAAGAACACUGUCAAGGCUCUUACGGUCUUGAAGACGGAACUCGCAGACGGACCUGACGUGCUCAAAUUCAAAGAAGUGUCCGAUAAAGCAAGCAGACGAGCUGGUGCUGCUUUCUUUUUUGAGCUGUUGGUCUUGGGGACCAGAGAUUGUUUAAAACUAAGCCAAUCCGAGCCAUUUGGGGAAAUUGAAGUCGAAAGUCAAGAUCGAUUGUGGGAAGUUUUGGAAGAACAAGCUAUUUAACUCUGAUUGGUGUUGGUUUACCAUCAAGACUUACACUAAAUUUACACGCUUUCUUGACAUUUAUCUUAAAAAGUCAUGAUUAAUUCACAUAUUUACAUUCCCAUCAAGCGAUAACAGAAGUGUAUUAUUGGUGUGGGUUUUGAUUACUGUUCUGUUUUAGCUUUUUUUUUUAUCAAGUAUGAUGUUUUGUAGGAGUUGAUGAUGUAGGUUAUGUAGUAGCUUUGUGAAGUGAUAAGGAUCUAGUGAUAGUUGAUGUUUGUAUACCUGGAACUUAUGUGUGGCAGAAUCAAAUAUCUCCUUAUCUCCUUAAAAUGGUGAUGAACAUUUGAAAGUAUUAACUGGAAUUAUGAUAGGAAUUGCAUGUGC